Molecule: messenger RNA, 2225 nt
Organism: Papaver somniferum (opium poppy)
Lineage: Eukaryota; Viridiplantae; Streptophyta; Magnoliopsida; Ranunculales; Papaveraceae
Exons: 21
Coding region: 16-1920 (634 amino acids)
Source: RefSeq, a predicted model, not a curated record
GUGAGGCGUACACAUAUGAUUUUUCUCACUCCUUUAGGUUUUAGAUCAAUUUUUCAUUCCGUCCGGCGGGUUGGAUCAUCAGAGAGAGUUUUCUCCAGUCCAAUAGUUACUGCUACUACUUUGUUUAGAGGAGGAUUAGUUGGCAUCAUGGUUAGACGUGAUAAUGGAAGGAGACAACCUAUUCCGGGAAAUUCUUCUAAACAUGGUUUAGGAGGAAACGAGCAAGCGAGUGAAAGACUAAGGCUGUUGUUAGCUCAAAGAAAAGGACAAGAGCUAACUUCAACACCAAUCUAUGAUGACGAAAUUCACCCAGAACAAGAAGAGAUAGCCAUAACCGUAAUCGACAAAGAAACUCAUACAGAACAACCAGAGCCAACCUCAACGACAGUGGAUGACGGAACAAAUUCAGAAAAAUCUGCCCCGGGACAGCAGAAAAAGGCUCGUAAACGUAGACAGAAGAAGAAGAAGAAGAGUCUGGAAAGUAACAUGAGUACGGAUCAUUCCCAAGCUCAUCCAGAACAGCAAGAGUCUACAAUAAUAAUUGAGAAAGCAGCUCACCCUAAACAAGAAGUGCUAACCUUAACAACAGUCGAUGGCGGAACUAAUUCAGAAAAAUCUGUCAUAGAACAGCAGAGGAAGCCUCGUAAACAUAGACAGAAGAAGAAGAGUCUGGAAAGUACCAUGAGCACAGAUCAGUGCCAAACUCAUCCAGAACAGCAGCAGCAGCGAAAGCUGAGUAAACGUGGACAGAAAAAGAAGAGUCUGCUAGCUACCAUGAGUACAGAUCAGGGCCAAGUUCGUCCAGAACAACAAGAGUCUACAACAAUAAUUGAGAAAACUGAUCACUCUGAACAACAAGAGAUAGCCUUAACAUUAAUCGACAAAGAAACUCAUUCAGAACAACUAGAGUUGACCUCAACAACAGUUGAUGGCGGCACUAAUCCAUUUUCAUUGCUAUAUGUGCUGGAACAGCAAGAGUCGACAACAAUAAUUGAGAAAACAGAUCACCCUGACGAAUCUCCCAUAAAUUCUACUCAGCCCACACGGGAGGGUCAGGUGCCUGAGAAGUCAAGUGGGGGUCUUCUAGAUUUUAUUAGGGUUCCUAAAUUGAGUGAGUAUGGAACUGUAGAGUACAUUGUUAUUCCAACACGUUCUUAUUGGUUGGAGAUCAUUCGCGAGGAUUGGGGAGCCACUGAUGAGGAAAUUAAAGCUUGUAUUAAAGCUGCCCCUCAGCGAUCACGAUUCAAAAUUGAAGUGUGUGGUUCCUAUCUGGGACACGGGGUUAUUGUGCGUGCUAAUAGUAGGAGAAAUCCAAUAGUUGUUAAAUGUACGGUUGUUGAUGAUCGUAUUUCUCCGUUCUAUCACGAGUUACUAGGAGUGUCUCUGGGUAUGAAGCUCGCCAUGAAAUACAAAAUUGUCUAUUUUGAUUUGAAUUGCGUGUCUGAGGUUGUUGCAGAGUAUGUUAUGCGGACUUGGGAUAUGAAGAAUGAAUGUGGUUGCCCACCAAGAGAUAAAAAGGACUAUUGUGUCAAAUGUUCAGAAAGUAUGUUGGAUGCUAUUGGUGAAAGGCAGAACGCAGAUAAAAUUUCCGCUGUAGUUGAUGAAAUUUUUUAUGAUGCUUUAGAGUUUGGAGAGGAAGGUUUUCUAGACUUUUAUCUAUAUCCUAUUAAAUUAUCAAGAGCUAAAGCUGUUUGUCAUUUAGCGAACUCAGGAGUAGACCGGGAGUUGAGAAUUCAUGAAAUUGAAGAGGAUGCAGAACUAGCGGAGAUUCUUUAUAAAGAAGUUUUUGGUCAUGGAUCUGAGGAGGAGGUGGGAUUACAGAAACAACAGCUGAUUUUGCGGAAACAAGAACGGAAAUUGCAGAAACAAAAGAAUUUGGCUGCAGAGCGUGCUUACCAAGAGAGCCUUUGGGGACAGUAAAACCUAAUUGAUCUGUCAGCUGCAUUCUUGGAAGAUGUCAACGACUCAUUUUGUGAUAGUUUAACCAAUGUUAGGUCCAACUACAUUAGUAGAAAGGAUAACUUAUAAGCUUGCUACUUAGUUAUAGUGUGGGCUGGAGACUGUAUUUAUUUCACUCUGGCAUUGCUUAGGAGUCUCUAAUUUUGUGUAACUCUUUCUGAAGGUUAUUCUGUUUGAAUAUUUAGGAUUACGCAGAUUGAUAUUUAGGGUUACGCAGAAAAUCAAUCGCAAGUUUAAAUUCUGAAGCCAAAUUUGGUUUCAAUUUA